This is a messenger RNA of Xyrauchen texanus (razorback sucker), 1687 nucleotides long. It is a transcript of the gene hnrnpabb, whose product is annotated as heterogeneous nuclear ribonucleoprotein A/Bb. Bases 119 to 1060 code for a protein of 313 amino acids. The record is from RefSeq and is a predicted model, not a curated record. Gene Ontology annotation, molecular function: RNA binding. Gene Ontology annotation, biological process: regulation of gene expression. Gene Ontology annotation, cellular component: nucleoplasm. The transcript is spliced from 9 exons. Lineage: Eukaryota; Metazoa; Chordata; Actinopteri; Cypriniformes; Catostomidae.
ACGAGUUGGCUCUACGAGCGAGAGUCCAUCUUGGAGAGCUGUUCUUUCACCUCCGAUAUUUUACCGUAAGCCGGUUAAGUUCAACUUAUUUCGCCUUCUGUGAUCCUAAACUACCACGAUGGCUGACGCAGAGCAGCAGUUCAUGGAGACCUCCGAGAACGGGAACGAGGAGAACGGCAACGGAGCGGAAUUCACGGAGGCCGCGGCGGAUGAUGAGAACGGAGGCGGCGAGGGAGGACAGAUCGACGCCAGCAAGGGCGACGAAGAUGCCGGUAAAAUGUUUGUUGGAGGGCUCAGCUGGGACACCAGCAAGAAAGAUCUCAAGGACUAUUUCUCAAAGUUUGGGGAGGUGACCGACUGCACCAUCAAGAUGGAUUCAAACACCGGCCGGUCACGAGGGUUUGGAUUCAUCUUGUUCAAAGAGCCAGGGAGUGUUGACAAGGUGAUGCUGCAAAAGGAACACCGACUUGAUGGGCGACAGAUCGAUCCUAAGAAGGCAAUGGCUAUGAAGAAGGAGCCAGUCAAGAAAAUAUUUGUUGGUGGCCUAAACCCUGAAACCACCGAAGAGAAGGUCCGAGAAUACUUUGGGGCCUUUGGAGAGAUCGAAACUAUGGAACUGCCAACUGAUCCAAAGACUAGCAAAAGGAGGGGCUUUGUUUUCAUCACCUACAAGGAGGAAUCUGCUGUCAAGAAAAUCCUUGAAAAGAAAUACCAUAAUGUUUGUGGAAGCAAGUGUGAGAUUAAAGUCGCCCAGCCGAAGGAGAUCUACCAGCAGCAGCAGUACGGGAAUCGUGGAGGCUUUGGAGGUCGUGGCAGGGGCCGUGGGGGGGGUCAGAACUGGAACCAGGGAUAUAACAACAGCUACUGGAACCAGGGCUAUGGCAACCAAGGCUACGGUGCCCAGCAGGACUAUGGCGGGUAUGGUGGAUAUGGCAACUAUGACUAUUCCUCUGGCUACUAUGGUGGCGGGUAUGGUGGAUAUGACUACAACCAGGGAACUCCAAGCUAUGGUAAAACACCCAGACGUGGUGGCCACCAGAGCGGCUACAAGCCGUACUGAUCACAUGUAGAACAGGACUGAAGUAUUCUCAAACCAGUAGUGUGACGCGUGACAACAGCAGGUCUCACCGACAUGGACUCUCUUUUACAGGAUAAGAUCAUGAUCCAUUUGUACAGAACCGACUAAUAGGGGAAGCAAUGUCACUUCCACAUUUUUAUUUUUGUUUUAUUUUCCUUUGUCCACGUGCAUUUCCAGAGUUGGAAGUGUUAUUUUUACUGUACUUUUUGGUACCUUUUUUGAAUAAUGUAUUGUAUGGUUGUAUUUUACUUGUCUACUGGAUUUACCACAUGAGGUUCGGGAGCUGCCAGAGCUUUUGAAAUAAAACAAUUUUGAGUAAUUUCCCCAGUGUUUCCAUAUGUUUACUACGCUUGAAUUUGCUUAUUUCUGUUGCAUGGGUUCAAACCUGCGUAGAAUAGGAGGUAGUUUGAUUAGCAUCACUGCAGUAAUCUAAUGUGAGCAUUUUGAUAAUUCUGGAAGUUAAUUUGUUUGCUUGGAUUUUAAUUUUAAUUAUUUUUUUUUUUAAACCUGUCAUGGUUGUAAUGAAGCUGAAGCGUUUUGUGGACGCUAGUGAACCGAUGUUUCUCACAUCUCAUUCCUAUAGUGUUGGUAGAAAUAAAUGAUUUGUAA